Messenger RNA from Cryptomeria japonica (Japanese cedar), 636 nucleotides. RefSeq lists its product as uncharacterized. The coding region runs from base 1 to 636 and encodes 211 amino acids. The record is from RefSeq and is a predicted model, not a curated record. Gene Ontology annotation, molecular function: O-methyltransferase activity. The transcript is spliced from 3 exons. Lineage: Eukaryota; Viridiplantae; Streptophyta; Pinopsida; Cupressales; Cupressaceae.
AUGUGGACACCCAUCGACAGAACAAGGUGGCUCCAUCAGCAAAAGCUGCUCCGAUCUCGGAUGACACCGAAAGGCGACUUGAUCAGGAAAGCAUCAACCAUCGGUGAGACCGCUUCCAAGAAGACCGAUCCAUUUGUUCAUCGGCAUAGCACUCAACAAAUUCUGCCGAUCGCCGAUGAUACCCCGAUCGCCGAAGCUGCCAAGGAGGGCAGUAAGUUUCUCACUUUUGAGAUGAACCCAGAUAACUGCAUCAUCACCAGGCAAAUCAUAGAGCACGCAGGGCUAUCAUCCAAAGUGGUUGUGGUGGAAGGGAAAUUCAACGAGCGACUUGACAUAGCCAAGAAGUUUCUGGAGGAGAUGAAUUCCCCCCAUUUUGAUUUAGUUUUCAAUGACCACUGGAAAGACCGCUAUAUGCCAGACUAUCUUCUGUUGAAGGAAAAUGCUAUUCUGGGCAAUGGCAGUAGAGUAUGUGCAGACAAUAUGGGGGCUAUCAUGGGACCUGCCGACUUCAGAAAAUAUGUCAAGACGCAUCCAGAAGAACUUGAGACGUCUAAAUUCAAGAGCAAUGCAGAGUACCUAUGGUGGUUCGCAGACAGCGUCACUGUUUCUACUUUUAAGCUACCCACUAAGUUGUAG